UAUUUUUCCAAUUACAAAACUAAAAGAAUAACGAGUGACGUAAUGAUAUUCUUCGUUCGUCAUAUAACCUUUGCCUCGAUAAGGCAUUAAUCCGUAUCAAUCCUUGAGAAAAAUGUCUCUGACUGUGAAAGUGAGUGAUCGAAGAAUGGCAAAGCCUUACUUGGGUGGCUGGAGACACCGAAUCACUGGAGUGAUCUAUUUGAAUGCAGCUUGUCAAACGGGUCCACCAAGCAGAAGCAAUUUUGAAAGUCUUCGUAGUCGUAGUGUGCAGUGUAUUGACACUAGGUAUGCGACAGCCCAGUCAAACACGGAUGUAUCAACGCAGAUGUGGAGGCCAGACUGCUACGUACCCUGUCUGCACGACAGAUAUAUCGUAGCGAGACCGUACGAAAGCUACGAGAACAUGAUGCGGAGAAUCGAUUACGAUGGAAAAGCUAGAAUCAUCCAAAAGUGUUAUCGAGGCUGGAAGAUGUUGAAGAAUAUCAAAGAAUGUACCGAGGAAUAUCGAAGAAUAGUGGGUAACUGCAAAAAAUUUGAGGAAGAAAAGGAUGAACUUCACAGAAAAAGACAUCGGAUUGAAAUUCUCCGUCAACUUUACCCAAAAAAUCGUUCAGACUUUGAUAAAAUCUACAGUCUUAUCGAGGGGUGGAAAAAUUCACAGCUGAAUUUUAUAAAAAUAAACUAUUUCCAAGCCUCUCUAAAAGCUGAGCACUCGCGAGUACUGGAGAGAACUGUGGAGAUGCUGAAGUCUGUUGAGAAGCAAAGAAAGUCAAUUCUUGAAAGGCAUCGGGAAGAGAAGUUGUGUAACUUUCUCAACUUCCACUGCAAGCCGGUUAAAUGGACCGGAUACAAAGGAAAGCCGAUAGAGAUGAUCACACUCAGGACGCAAAAGGCACGGGAAUAUAAAUUUUUUUAUGAUAAUUUAUGCAGGAGUGAUAUUACUCUGGAAGAAAGAAUGGAAAUCUUGAUUUCAUUGAAUUGCUCACUGGAAUCGCACAAAUGUGCAGCCUCUCGUUCUCUGAGAGAUCUGAUCAAGCAGGAGAUUUCAUUGGCAUCGCGAAAUAUCAAGGAGCUCCUCCUUGACAAUCUCAAAAAACGAAUUUCCCUAUCUUUUCUAUGCUUCAUCCGGAAUUGUCACUUCUGCUGUGUCGACGAUGAGCAACUGAGGGACUUGGAGCUCUCAGAGCCAAAAGUAGCUGAAAAAAUUCUCUGCCGAAGUUGCAUGAGAUUACUCCCCUGUACUCGUUUUAUGGCUCAUGUCAGAAUGAAAAAAUUAUCUUGCUGCGUUGGUUGCCACUGGCUUCGACAGCAUAGUGUUGAAAAAGUCGACUAUGAUCCAUACACAUAUCUUUUGAAUGGCAUUCGGGCGGAUGAGCAUCGUAGAAAUUGCUUCUCAAUGCUUCUUUACGUUAUUCAAGAGCCAGGAAUUUAUCACCUCGUGUGCAACAUCUGGCAUGGUCGAUCGAUAGUCAGUGAGGUCGACGACAUAUUUCGACUACGACUAGUUCGUUUUAAUGUUCACAAAGAGUGGGCACCUUGGAAUUGCAUUCUACUGACGGAGGAGGAGAGCGAGGCGCAUUAUUUCAUCGAUAAUUUGUCAACUGUCUAUUCGAAAAUUCUUCUCGAUCGUGUCAAUCUAGCCCACGAAAUAGCAAAAACUCAUUUUGAAGACCUGACUAAAUUUGAGCAACAAUUUCGCAUGUCUGAGCGCUUUCGAAAUAUCCAGGAUUCGAUCAUAUUCUGA
Messenger RNA from Fopius arisanus, 1744 nucleotides. Its product is annotated as IQ and ubiquitin-like domain-containing protein. The transcript has 5 exons. The record is from RefSeq and is a predicted model, not a curated record. Gene Ontology annotation, biological process: cilium assembly. Gene Ontology annotation, cellular component: acrosomal vesicle; motile cilium. NCBI's taxonomy places the organism in Eukaryota, Metazoa, Arthropoda, Insecta, Hymenoptera, Braconidae. The coding region runs from base 113 to 1744 and encodes 543 amino acids.